Messenger RNA from Candida tropicalis MYA-3404, 1425 nucleotides. RefSeq lists its product as uncharacterized. Gene Ontology annotation, biological process: transmembrane transport. Gene Ontology annotation, molecular function: oligopeptide transmembrane transporter activity. NCBI's taxonomy places the organism in Eukaryota, Fungi, Ascomycota, Pichiomycetes, Serinales, Debaryomycetaceae. The transcript has a single exon. The record is from RefSeq and is a predicted model, not a curated record. The coding region runs from base 1 to 1425 and encodes 474 amino acids.
AUGGUUGUGCCGUUUUACACGUAUGCAAACAAAUAUAUUGGUACAUUUCUUGGAUUUAUUGUUAUCUUGAUAGUUUAUUACACUAACAACAACUGGACUGCAUAUCUUCCUAUCAAUUCCAACAGGUUAUAUAACAACCAAGCAAAACUAUAUGAUGUGCAUGACAUCCUUGAUGACAAGAAAUUAUUUGAUAAUGACAAGUACCAACAAGUUGGUCCGCCAUAUUUCACGGCUGCUAAUUUAGUUAUCUACGGAGCAUACUUUUGUCUUUACCCAUUUGCCAUAUUAUACCAUUUUGUCACUGAAUGGCAGUCGAUGAAGACUAGUUUUGUUAAUGUGUGGACAACAAUUACUGAUUCAUUUCAAUCGACCCACAACGACGCCAAUCAUUAUGGGAGAUAUUCUGAAGAUCCACAUUGUAAAAUGAUCUCAAAAUAUGAGGAUGUACCCAACUGGUGGUUUAUUACUAUUUUGGUAGUAAGUACUGCAUUUGCUGUGUCUGCUGUGGUGUUCUAUCCUGUAGAAACUCCAGUUUGGGGAAUUUUUUUCACUAUUGCCAUUAAUUUCGUGUUCUUGAUUCCAUUGACAUCGAUUGCUUCCGUGACGGGGUUUUCUUUUGGGUUGAAUGUACUUGUGGAAUUGAUUGUUGGUUACGCGAUCCCCAAUUCAGGGAUUGCAUUGAUUACAUUAAAAGCAUAUGGAUACAACAUCGACAGUCAGGCAAGCAACUAUAUCACUGAUCAGAAACUUGCCCAUUAUUCUAAAAUUCCUCCACGUGCUAUCUUCAAGGGCCAAAUAUUGUCAACACUUCUCAACAUUGUGAUUGCAUUAAGUGUGGCUAAUUGGCAGAUAGAUAACGUGCCAAAUAUCUGUGAUCCGCACCAAAAGGAUAAGUUGAAAUGUCCUGGAGCCAACACGUAUUUUUAUUCCAGUAUCCAAUAUGGUGAAAUAGGACCUGCUAAAGUAUUUAGUGGAUUAUAUCCUGUGCUCAAGUGGUGUUUUCUCCUUGGUGUUCUUUUAGUAUUUCCUUGUGUGUGGUUAAAAAAUAAUGGUCCAAAAAGAAUAUUCAAGUAUUUCCAACCAACAGUAAUCAUAGGUGGAUUUUUGGAUUUUGCACCAUAUAACUUGCUGUAUUACACUGGAGGAUUAUAUAUUUCCUACAUUUUCAUGUAUGAAAUCAAAAGAAAUUACUUGUUGUGGUGGGAAAAAUACAACUAUAUAUUGACAAGUGCUCUUUCUGCCGGUGUUGCUUUUAGUGCAUUGUUAAUCUUUUUCACGGUACAAUACCAUCCACAUCCAUUAUUAUGGUGGGGCAAUCUCGUUGGAGAACAAGGAUAUGAAGGAGGUGAAAGACCUGCCAUAUGGAAAGAUAUAAGCACCGCUCCAGGUGGCUACAUAGGAUUACGUAAGGGAAAUUUCCCUUAA